AUGCUACUCUCUCAACCAUGGCGUGUGGGCCUGACGACUCUCGCCCUCGGCCUGGACGCUUACACCAUCAUCGUCCACACAACGUACGGCUUCCAGGGGGUCCUCCCCAUGCUCCGGUCCCAUAAAACCAAGAUCUACGACAUCAUCGGCAUAUGCUUUCAGCACUUGAUGGUCCUCCCCGCAGUCGCUAUGAUUCUGCAUCUGAAGUGGUUCCACCACGGCAUUGACGGACCGUACGAGGCACCGCUCUUCUACACAUAUCUGUUGGGAAACUUGGCGUUUGGGGCGUGGUAUGCAUCUAUGGGCGUCAUUAAUCCGCUAUUUUGCACUGUGGUCGCGCCAUUGGCGUCGUUGCUGUGUGUGCUCUGA
Messenger RNA from Arthroderma uncinatum, 369 nucleotides. RefSeq lists its product as uncharacterized. The record is from RefSeq and is a predicted model, not a curated record. The transcript has 2 exons. Bases 1 to 369 code for a protein of 122 amino acids. NCBI's taxonomy places the organism in Eukaryota, Fungi, Ascomycota, Eurotiomycetes, Onygenales, Arthrodermataceae.